Messenger RNA from Oreochromis niloticus (Nile tilapia), 1948 nucleotides. Its product is annotated as macrophage mannose receptor 1-like. NCBI's taxonomy places the organism in Eukaryota, Metazoa, Chordata, Actinopteri, Cichliformes, Cichlidae. The record is from RefSeq and is a predicted model, not a curated record. The coding region runs from base 524 to 1273 and encodes 249 amino acids. The transcript is spliced from 3 exons.
UGUGCUCUCUGUCGCGAUCUACCGUUUACUAUGCUGUGUGUUUCUGUCUGCUUGCCUGAGUUUAUUUUGCACUUUGGAAGUUUGUUACUUUGAGUUCAGCAUUAAAGCUGUUUUUUGAGUUCACCUUUUUGCCUCCGAGAGUCUGCACUUUGGGUCCUCCUUACCACCACUCCUGCCUGCACACAGCCUUAACCUAACACUUAUUUUGUAAAUGUCAUUACAACAAUUCAUUUAAAUUGGUUUUUCUAUUGUUUUGUGUUCUUUUCUUUUUAAAUAAUAGGACAUUUUAUUUAUAUGAUUUCACUUGAAAUUUGAAAUGUUUUAUUGAUUUCUAUAAACACACAAGCACCUAUAUCUGUGCAAUUUACUCUAGUUGUGUUUAAUGAAGGGUUUAUUGUUCCCAGCAUUUAUCAGUAGAGCAUUAUGUGGACACAGCAGACGCUGCUCUUACUCACUAUAAAGUUUUUGCUCUGUGUCCUGUCUGUGCAGGCUUUUUGUCCAGUUUUCUCCUGUGAAAAAAACAAUGAGGAAACACGUUGCCCUCCUGCUCAUUCUUUUCCCCGUGUGUGGACAUCUGCUGGACAUCAAAUUUUAUAAUGACCCUUACAAGUAUACCUGGGCAGAGGCAGAAGCAUUCUGCAGGGAGAACCACACUGACUUGGUCCGAGUGAGAACUGCAGAAGAAAAUAAAGCUUUACAGUACUCUGGAUGGAUCGGUUUGUCCCGGAAGGAUGCAACAAGUCCAUGGAAAUGGUCCAGAGGAGGCGAAAUAGCCAUAUUCACACCGUGGGAUGGCGCACCAAAAAAUGAUGAAAACUGUGUGAACAGAAAAAGCGACGGAAAAUGGGAAAGCAAGAAGUGUGAUGAAAAAAUAAACUUCCUAUGUUAUGAGGAAGAGCUGAUUCUGGUGAAGGAGAAUAAAACAUGGGAGGAGGCAUUAGGACACUGCAGGUCUCUGGAUGGAGUGGUCACAGAAGAUCCAGCCUCUUCAUACUGGAACCACCGCCAUGACUUGGUUACCCUGAUCACUCCAAAUGACUACACCACUGCACAAAAGACCGCACAAGAGGCUACCACUGAUGAGGUGUGGACAGGCCUGUGUAACCUGGCUGGUGAGUGGCUGUGGGUGGGUGGAGAAGAAAUGCAAUAUGAGGAUAUCCCAAAAUGCCCAACCGAGGGCCUCUGUGGCGUCCUCAAGAAGAACGGUACUGCACCCUACGGCAUAAGAAACUGCCGGCAGAAAAGGAACUUUAUCUGUUCCAAAAUUAAUUAAGUACUGUACUUAAGUAAAAAUUUGAUAUAUCUGUACUUAACUUUCCAUCUUAUGACACUUAGAUACAUGUGUGUCAAAGUAAACAGGAGAAAUAAUCCAAAGCAGACUCCACAGACAAGCAGGAUUAAAUAAAAAUGAACCGUUAUUCAGGUUCAUGAGUGAGUCCAAAAUUAGAAAUUCCAAGAACCUGGGAACAUGACCAACACUUUACACUACCAGCCAAAAGUUUUUGAGUUAGAGUAAUCGUACCUUCAUUCAUGAUGUAUGUUACAAAGAUAUCAGUCAAUAUAGUCAGUACAUUGAAAAGGUGAGAAAUAGUGAUGGAAGUGUUUUCAUACUGUUAGAUUAUACGAUGACAGUAGAUUAAUGUAAACCAGAAAAAUCAUAUAUAAUGUCUUGCUAUAUGUGUUACUUUCCUAAUGUAGUUGUGUGACAUGUCAAGUAAAUGCUGGACUAUAAAUAAUUUAAAAGUUGUCUCAAGUCAAUAAAGAUAUUAAAGAGUAAUGUGCAGUUAAGCAAUUAUUUUUGUCUUUAUAAGCAGUGGUGAGGGAACCAUAUGGUAACUUUCACUGCUAUGAGGCUUUUUUUGCAUCCUAAAACAGGCCAUGUUGUAUUCCUUCUGGAAAGACAAUGUUUUACAGAAUUCGAGUAAAAGUAAAAUUUGGUUUUGGAUCC